AUGUCUCGUUCAUUUGCUGACCCAACAAAGGCAGAGGAGAGUUUCCAGAUUCUUGAUCAGUUACAAGAACCUAAUAUCUGGAAAAUUUUGACGGAUCUUGUUGAUCCAAAUACUAGUUUCCAUCAAACUCGUUUAUACAGGGAUGAUUUCCUUAAAAUACUUGGUGAAAAUCAUCAGCUCUACGAAUUUCUGAAUACCUUCUAUAUAAAGUGUUCCUAUUUACUUUUCAACAAGGAGCAUGUGAAAGCUAUUCUUUCAGAAAUCAUCACACAUAAAUCCGCAGAGAAUGAUCAGCAUAUACAAUAUUGUAUGAGUAUGUUAGUGUUCAUUGCAGAGGGGGUGGGGAUAAUUGCUCGUUUCUGUCCAUAUCUUUUUAAUGGCACUGAGGUGGAGCUGGUAAAUUUACUUAAGGAUAAUAAUGAUAUGAUUAAAGAAGGUGUUCUGAAUGUUUUGGCUAAGGCUGGUGGUACUAUUCGUGAACAGCUCGCAGUUACAUCAAGUUCUGUAGACCUUACGUUGGAGCGACUAUGUUUAGAAGGAAGUCGAAGACAGGCCAAGUAUGCUGUGCACGCUCUGGCUGCAAUUACAAAGGAUGAUGGCCUCAAGUCUCUUUCUGUUCUGUACAAGAGACUUGUUGAUAUGCUGGAAGAGAAAACACAUCUCCCUGCAGUAUUGCAGUCUCUGGGGUGUAUAGCACAGACUGCAAUGCCUGUAUUCGAAACUAGAGAGAGUGAAAUUGAAGAAUUUAUAAUAAACAAGAUUCUGAAAAAUGAUAGUAAAGAAGAUCACUCUAGAAUAUCUUGGGAUGAUAAAAGUGAUCUUUGUGUUUUGAAGAUCUAUGGCAUCAAAACCAUAGUGAAAAGCUACUUGCCAGUAAAAGAUGCUCAUAUUCGUCCUGGUAUAGAUGGUCUUCUGGAUAUCCUGAGAAACAUGCUGUCUUAUGGUGAAAUAUCAAAGGAACUACAGUCAAGCUUAGUUGAUAAGGCCCAUUUGCGGCUUGCUUCUGCAAAGGCAGUUCUUCGUUUGUCUAGGCUCUGGGAGCAUAAGAUACCUGUUGAUAUUUUCCACUUAACUCUAAGAGCAACAGAGAUUGGCUUCCCUCAAGCUAAGAAGGUUUUCUUAAGCAAAGUUCAUCAAUAUAUAAAGGACAACCUUUUAGAUGCCAAAUAUGCAUGUGCCUUUAUUUUAAACAUAUUUGGAUCCAAGGAUUGCAAGCCAGAGGAGUUUGCAGAGGACAAGCAGAACCUGGACGACAUUAUUCACAUGCAUCACCAAGCAAGGGCUUGGCAGCUUUCUGGACAAUCAGAUACAAAUUCCUUGACCACUUACCCUGAAUACAUCCUUGCAUACCUAGUUCAUGCCCUUGCUAACACAUCCUGCCCCAAUAUUGAUGAGUGCAAGACUGUUGAAGCAUAUGAUAAUCUAUACAGGCAGCUACACUUGAUACUAUCAAUGCUGUUGCAAAGAGAUGAUGAUGUCAGGUCAGAAGUAGCUAUUAACAAUCUGAAGGAAAUUAUAUCUACAAUCACUUCUAUCUUUUGGAGUAUUAAGCAAUCUGAAGAUGUGGUCGAUGCAUCAAAAUCCAAGAAUUCGCAUGCCAUAUGUGACCUUGGGUUAGCAAUUACUAAUCGACUACAACCGAAGGAUGUUGAUUUAGAAGGAUUGUCUCCUUCAGUUUCUCUACCUCCAAUGCUAUACAAAGCAUGUGAGAAGGAAAGUGGCCCCAUGGUAUUCUUCUUUCUUGUCAAAUUGGAUAGUUUCCUUCUGGUAAGCAAAGAGAAAUCCUGGUUGGCUGAUGAAAGUGUCUUGGCUCACUUUGAAUCACUUGAAUUAGAAAUGGUUCCAUUUCAAUUAGCUGAGGAUGACGCUUUAAAGGACAGUGAAAAAGGUAGAAAGGAAAUCUCCCUUGGAAAAAUAAUAAAGGGCAUAAAAUCUCAGGGAACGAAGGGCAAAAAAGCAAAGAAGAAAAAGGCCUUGCCAGCUGAAACAAAAAAGGCUGAAAAUGACAUUGAUAUCCUAAAUGUGGUCAGACAAAUUAAUUUAGAUAACUUGGGAUUAUCCACUAAUUUUGAAUCAAGUAACGGUCAUGAAAAUUCAUUGAGUAAGAAGUUGCAGAAGGAUCCAGAGAGGACAACAAUUAAAAAGCGAAAAGGAGAAGAUGUAACCCUGGUUCCAGUUCCUAAACGCAAACGGUCUUCCUUUGCCCAUGGAAAAUCAAGGUUAAGUAGUACUCCACCAAAGGCUCCUCCUAGAGUUUUAGGGGAAGACUCCUCUGGAGUGAAGUUGCUGUCGAGUGCAGAAUUUAACCCUAAUACAGAUAACAAAACAAUUCCAAGAAAAAAGGUUAAAGGCAAUGAGCCCUCGAUACAAGCAAAAGUUAAGGCAUCCAAGAGCUAUAAUGAAAUCUCUGACAAAUCUGAAGAGCGCCACAUGAAGAGUCUGGAUAAUUCAAAGCCAACUGACAAGUCUAAAAGUGACAAAUUCAAGUCAUCCACAGGAUCUGCUAAAAAGCUGAAAAGAAAAAGUAUUGGAGGAUUGGCUAAGUGUACAACAAAGGAAGGUGAAAGUGAUGCUGAAGAUCUAAUUGGCGGCAGAAUUAGAGUUUGGUGGCCUUUGGAUAAGAAAUUUUAUGAAGGCACUGUUAAGUCUUAUGAUUCUUCGAAGAGGAAACAUGUGAUAUUGUAUGAUGAUGGCGAUGUCGAAGUGCUCUGUUUGGAAAAGGAGCGAUGGGAGGUUGUUGACAAGGGUGGCAAAGCGACAAAGGUCUUCAAUUUUUCAUUUUUCUUCUUUCUUUCUCUCGCACACUUCUCCUGUUCUUCUGUUCCCCCUAAAAGAUAUCAAAUAUCUUUGAAGUCUACUGAGAAGAAGCAGAGAAGUUCUAGUGGUAAAAAGACAAAACAAAUAGCUAACGGUAAGAAAUCUCCUAGCAAGCAUGCAAAACAUGGACAAAGAGGCUCCUUAAAAAUGAAUUUGCAUCAGGAGAAUGCCAAAGAGAGUUCUGAGUUAUCAAACCCUGAAGAUACUCUUAUAUCUAAAGCUGAGAUUAACUCAGGUGAUUCGCUGCCACCUUUCCAACAGACAACCCGCCGCCUGAAUCACCUUGACGGUGGUUCUGAAGCGAAGCAGGCCGAAGGGUCGGAUGUAAUAAUAAAUAAAAAGAAGAAAAUUAGCAAGAAAGCAAAAUCAGUUUUACGUGGAAAGAAACUCAAGAAAGAGAAGAACUUAAGUUAUAAGAAAGAAUCAGAUGUAAAGAAGCAGGAUUAUGGUGCGAGGCUUUCUAAAGAGAGUGUCCCACAAGGAGAUCAAGAUAAUGAUGCAGAAGGUAGUUCAAAAGAGAUAGAUGUCAAUGAAUCAAGAGGGGCUUUGAGAGAAAAUGAUAAUGGAGAAGAAUCAGGUUCUGAAGGGAAACAAAAUGACAGCGAUGGGGGAAGUAGUCCCGGAGAAGUGAAAAAAUCAACUAGAGAGUCGGCAAGUCCUGAUGGUGCCAAAAUUGCUGAAGUUUCUGAUGACGAGCCGCUGAGCAAAUGGAGGCGUCCUUCGGGAAAGAAAAGCUUAGGGCAAAAGCGGUGA
This is a messenger RNA of Sphenostylis stenocarpa, 3570 nucleotides long. The record is from the annotation of a GenBank genome assembly. Lineage: Eukaryota; Viridiplantae; Streptophyta; Magnoliopsida; Fabales; Fabaceae.